Protopterus annectens (West African lungfish) is the source of this 3897-nucleotide messenger RNA. Its product is annotated as toll-like receptor 7. Bases 3 to 3119 code for a protein of 1038 amino acids. The record is from RefSeq and is a predicted model, not a curated record. NCBI's taxonomy places the organism in Eukaryota, Metazoa, Chordata, Ceratodontiformes, Protopteridae. Gene Ontology annotation, molecular function: protein binding; pattern recognition receptor activity. The transcript has a single exon. Gene Ontology annotation, cellular component: plasma membrane. Gene Ontology annotation, biological process: positive regulation of interleukin-6 production; canonical NF-kappaB signal transduction; defense response to virus.
AUAUGAAGACCGUCUCAUUCCUGAAAAUACUGCUUCUUAUUCUCACAAUUAUCCACUCAGACUUUGGAAUAUUCCCUGUUUUCUUCCCUUGUGAUACAGAAAAUAACUACACUUUUGUAGACUGCAGUAGCCGUGCCCUAACUCAGAUUCCUAAGAUAAAAUCAACCAAUGUAACCACAUUGCGUUUAUCAGGAAACCUUAUUAGUCUGGUUACCACUGAUUCUUUUUCUGAUGUUUUAAACCUGGAGGUCCUCGACAUUAGUUACAACUGUUUACCAGGGAAGAUGAACUAUGGUCCCCAGAACCUCUGCACAUUUGUAGUUGAGCCUGGAGCAUUAUUUAUACUUAAAAAACUAACUCAUUUGAGUCUUGCUGGAAACAGUCUGAUGAAUAUUCCUAAACUACCACCUGCUAUUGUACAGCUGAAUAUUGAAAAAAAUAACAUAAUUUCACUCACUUAUCAGAAUUUUGCUGGUCUCAUGUCCCUGAAGUCUUUGUACGUGGAUAAAAACUGCUUUUAUCUUAACCCAUGUGGCACCACAUUUACCAUAACCAACAAGACUUUCAAGGAUACACAACUGGAAAAUUUGACUUUGGCAUUUAAUAACCUAACAGAAGUGCCAAUCAACCUUCCACAGACACUGAAGUAUCUGGACCUCUCCGAAAACAAAAUUUCUCAAGUAAAAGCCUCUGAUUUUAAAAAUGUUGGCAAUCUGGAAACAUUGAUUCUGCAAUGGAAUUGUCAGCGGUGUGAUCAUGCGGCACAGCCAUGCUUCCCAUGUCCCAACAAUGCUUCCAUCAAGCUUGAUCCACUUGCUUUCAGAGAUCUCCAUAACCUGACAACAUUAAAUCUAAGGGGGAACUCCUUAACUGAGCUAAAUGACAACUUGUUCAAGCCUUUUGACAAUCUACUGUAUCUAGACCUGUCUGACAACCUUUUAGCGUAUGCUAUCACAAAUGCCACGUUUUUCUCCAAGCUUCCAAAACUCGAAACACUCAACUUAAUCUAUAAUUAUGAGCCCUUAAAAACAUUUGCUAACCUGACUCUUUCACCAUCAAUGAAAAAAAUGAAGUCUUUGAAGAGAUUCUUGAUCAAUGGAUACUUUUUUCAUACUUUGGAAGAAACUGGUAUAGCACCUCUUUUGAGUCUUUCAAAACUAGAAAUAUUGGAUUUCCGGACCAAUUUCAUAAAAUAUGCCAAUUUAUCAAUGUUUUCUCGGCUUCGUAAAGCAAGCUAUAUUGGUAUUUCUGGAAAUAGCUUGACAUUUCAGGAACCAUGUCACAAGCAAAAUGAACACAAUUUACAGUGCAGACAUUGUGUUGGUAGUUUCCAAUCGAGUAUCAGCCAUCUCCAGGAGGGUCAUCCUUCUGACAUUGAGUGGAAUGCAGAGAGAUGGAGGAAGUACACAUUUCAGCAACAAGUUUCAUCAAACGGCCAUCAUAAAAUCUGCCAGAAAAUAUAUGACUUAUCUUUUAAUAAUAUCAUUGAGAUAUAUGCAGAUGACCUCCAAGGCUUACAAAAUGUUAAUUGCCUGAACUUGUCAUACAAUUACAUAAGUCAGGCACUUAACGGUAGUCAGUUUUUAGGACUGACAUCAUUAAAACUUUUAGAUCUUUCAUAUAAUAGAAUUGAUUUAUACUUUCCAAGUGCAUUUCAAGAGAUUCCACAACUUGAGGUUUUAUACCUAAAUAACAACCCGUAUCAUUUCAAUUUAAAAGGCAUGGGGCAUAGAUUUGACUUUCUCAGCAGGCUUCAUUCUCUCCAUACAUUAAGCCUGGCGUACAAUGAGAUAGGAAUCAGGAUAUCAACAGAAUUAAAAAGCGAGUCAUUAAAUACUUUGAUUUUUGCAGGAAAUAGGCUAGAUAUGAUGUGGCAUAAUCCACAGAACAAAUAUCUGCAUUUCUUUACUAAUCUCAUCAAUCUUACUAAUCUAGACAUUUCUGAAAACAACUUAAGGUAUAUUUCAGAAGAAGUAUUUCUCUGUCUCCCACAAACCCUGAAAAAUCUGAAUGCAAGCAACAAUCAACUUGAAUAUUUUCCAUGGGAAAAUAUCAGUCACCUUCAAAACUUGCAGUCUCUGGAUCUGAGUAAAAACUCUCUUAAAAUGUUACCGAAAAAAGAGAUCAUGUUUGGUGAAAAUCUAUAUCUGAUGAAUUUGAGCAGUAACAGCAUCAUGUGCUUAAAUAUCAGUUUUUUUUCCAGGGCUGCUUCACUACGAAUCCUUAUAUUAAGCAGCAACCAAAUAAAGAUAAUAGAUGAAAAUAGUUUUCCUAGUCAAUUCCUCAAGAGUCUGAAGAAACUGGAUGUCAGUGGUAACCCAUUUAAAUGCACUUGUGAUGCCUCAUGGUUCUUAAGUUUUAUAAAGUCGACAGAUAUUGAUCUGCCCCAUCUGACAACCAGGUUGAGAUGCAACCUGCCAGAAGCUGUCCAAGGUGCAAAUUUAUUGUCCAUGGAUCUUCAUUCUUGUCAGGACAUAUAUGGCCAAUUGUGUUUCAUCUCAACAUUUAUCAUAGGGGUCAUCUUUACAUUUUUUCCUGUCCUACAAAAACUAUAUGGCUGGGAUAUGUGGUAUAUUUUCCAGAUGUGCUCAGCAGUCUUCAAAGGCUAUUCAACUGCUUCUGGAAAACACUAUGACUAUGAUGCAUUCAUAGCCUUUGAUGCGGAGCAGAAAGAUGUCUCAGACUGGGUGUACAAGGAACUUAGAGUUAAUAUGGAAGACACCAAGAAAAGGAAUUCUCAGCUUUGUCUACAGGAAAGAGACUGGAUUUGUGGAAAAGCAGCUGUAGAGAACCUAUAUGAGUCAAUAUGGAAGAGCCGGAAGACAGUCUUUGUUCUCAGCAGAAAAGGAUUUGCUAGUGGCUUUUUGCGACAGGCUUUCUAUAUAACUCAGCAGCGCCUGCUAGAGGAGAAAAUGGAUGUUGUAAUAUUUGUUCUUCUGGAUGACAUCAUAAAGCACUCCAAGUACUUAAGGAUGCGUAAGAUACUGUGUGGGAAGUCUGUUUUAUCCUGGCCUCACAACCCACAUGCCCAAGUUUACUUUUGGCAAAGCCUGUACUGGGUACUUACAACAGACAAUCAACAUUAUUAUAAUACCCUUAUACAACAAAUAAUGGAGUGAUAUUUUUUAUGAAAAAUCAGACUAAAAUGUGGCAUUUCCAGAGUAUUUUUUUCAAAACCACUGUAAUAUAUUGAGAUGUGACAUUACUUUCUCAUUUUGUAUCAUAUUUUUUUUACAAAAGAUGCAGCUGAUUUUUUUACAGAUAAAAAGGGUGCCAUCAUUUUCAGAUCUUUACUUAGGAAACAGAAAAAAAAUACUUUGACUACAAAAUGUAUGUAUAGUUGAUGUAUAUGGUGAAAUAUACUAGGAUGUGAAGUCCGCUAUCCCAUCUUCACAUUGACAAUGGUAUGCUAAGGAUAACUGUAGUUGUCACAGCUUUUUAUUGCAUAUAUUAGCACCUCAGUCUAAAUAUCAUGUUGAUGUGUUUAAUGUGGAAUUCUUCAGCACUGAAAUGAGCACAGAAUGCAGAAAACCCAUUUAUUAAAUGUUACAUUUAAACACUAUGUUACUGCACAUGUAUAGAGGUGGCCAGAAACAUGCCAAAAUGAAUGUAAAUCUGUGAACGUGUAAGUAUGUGCCCACUAGUGCAAACUGCUUUUGGUCCCCAGUUUAGUGCAUUGGUCUCAAACUGGCAUAUCAGUGUCACUGUUGAUAAGGUGUGUUAAUCAGCAGUCAAGAUGUUUGUCUGAAGUUCAGGAAAUCUAGUAACCAGGAUACGGUGGCUAGAUAUAUAAUAGUAUAAAACAGUGCCUUACAGACAUUCAGAGUUACAGAGCAUGAACUGUUGUGUUUAAUGGAAAUUAUAUUUGUACAUACAAAUACAUACAUACAAAUGUUU